AUGUCCCACACCCCACAAUCAACAUCGCCAGACGGACCAAUCUGUCUGCAAGAUCACAACAAGAAGAAUCGCCUUGAAGCGAAAAUGGCAGAAGAUACUCAAUCCACCAAUGCCAAUCAACUACGACAAGCAGCUUCGCCCUCCCCGCCUCCUCCGGCUCCUGUCCCACUCACACCAGGCCCACGUGCGUCGCGUCUACAGCAAGUCUUCGGCCAGGCCCUCGCACGAACGUUGCGCGCGAAUUCAUACGCAAAUUUUUCAGGGUGCUUUCCGACGCCUGCGAAACAUGUCCCUGCUAGUUUGGAAUCAGUAUGGAGACAACUCAACGCGAAGCUCGAGGAGAGCGCGAAGGCGGAAUUUGACGAUAUCAUACGUGAACGUGACGCAGUGAGGCAUCUGAAUGAGCUCGAUCGGCUGGUCGGGGAGGCAAGGCAUAGGAGGGACAAUGGUCAAGGCGAAAGUCGUGUAGCUCCGCAUACAUUAACCCCGGACGAACUAUAUCGCGCGCAUCUGACACCUUACCUGCAAGAAACCCAGUCGUCUUUGAACGCGAGAAUUCAGGCAACCGAAGCUCAGAACGCAGAGCUAGCCCAGCAUAUACAAGGCCAGAGAGCGGAGAUCGAAAGGCUACUGUUGAGUCUCGAGUCUAUUGUUGCUGACGUGGAAGGUGCUGCGGCUGCAGCCUCGCACUUCAGCAAGGAGAAUGGCCUUCGCCAAGAGGCAUUAAAGAUGGACGAAGAAGUCAAGGCCAGGCCAGAGAUAUGA
This is a messenger RNA of Aspergillus pseudoviridinutans, 765 nucleotides long. RefSeq names its product PMF1/NNF1 family protein. The coding region runs from base 1 to 765 and encodes 254 amino acids. The transcript has 2 exons. Gene Ontology annotation, cellular component: MIS12/MIND type complex. Lineage: Eukaryota; Fungi; Ascomycota; Eurotiomycetes; Eurotiales; Aspergillaceae. Gene Ontology annotation, biological process: chromosome segregation. The record is from RefSeq and is a predicted model, not a curated record.